This is a messenger RNA of Menidia menidia (Atlantic silverside), 597 nucleotides long. Lineage: Eukaryota; Metazoa; Chordata; Actinopteri; Atheriniformes; Atherinopsidae. The record is from the annotation of a GenBank genome assembly.
CUGAUGUGUCUGCGGGCUUCGUUUUCCAGGUGGUUCCACGGACACUUGUCGGGCCGGGAGGCCGAGAAGCUGCUGACGGAGAAGGGCAAGAACGGCAGCUUCCUGGUGCGGGAGAGCCAGAGCCACCCGGGGGACUUUGUCCUCUCGGUUCGCACCGGCGACGACAAGACGGACAGCAGCGACAGCAAACCCAAAGUCACUCACGUCAUGAUCCGCUGCCAGGUGAACACGCCGCCCAGCGCCUUCCCCCGAACCGGCCCUGUCCUCAGCUCCUGCAUGUCCAGUUUACAGAACCGAGUGAAGGAGUUUAUCUCAGGCGAACGCUCCGAGAUGAAAUCAGAUCGCUUUUUUUGUGUUUCUUCCCAGCAUGACCUGAAGUACGACGUGGGAGGAGGGGAGAAGUUUGACUCCCUCACAGACUUGGUCGAGCAUUACAAGAAGAACCCCAUGGUGGAAACCCUGGGCACCGUGCUUCAGCUCAAACAGCCCCUCAACACUACCCGCAUCAACGCCGCCGAGAUUGAGAGUCGAGUCCGGGAGCUGAGCAAACUCGCAGAGGCCACAGACAAACAGUCAUCCAGCGGCUGGAGGUUCUGA